This is a messenger RNA of Merops nubicus (carmine bee-eater), 1797 nucleotides long. It is a transcript of the gene GASK1B, whose product is annotated as family with sequence similarity 198, member B. The transcript is spliced from 4 exons. Bases 1 to 1647 code for a protein of 548 amino acids. Gene Ontology annotation, cellular component: Golgi apparatus. The record is from RefSeq and is a predicted model, not a curated record. Lineage: Eukaryota; Metazoa; Chordata; Aves; Coraciiformes; Meropidae.
AUGCUGUUUUCAUCAUGUGGAUUCACUAGAGAAAUGACCACCUUUGAUCAGCCAAGCAAAAUCAAAAACUUGUUUAUUUGCUGCCUAUGCCCCCCAUGGGUGCUGAGGCUCUGGACUUGCAGGCGCCCGAGGACAAGGAGGAAUCUGCUAGUGGGCACCGUGUGUGUGAUCUACGUGGGAUUCCUCAUCAGUCAAGUGGGUCAUGUUUUACCCCAGCACAAAGGAGGACACCAGAAGAUCGGUUCCAGAAGCCUUCAAGAUGCAGCCCAAACACCUUUUCUGGGCAUCCCACUGGAUGGCACCCUGUCACCACCCAAUUUCCAGGAACCCCAGCUUAGUAGCAAUGGGACCUUGCUGCCACCCAAUGUCGUUUAUAUCACCCUGCGGUCCAAGCGCAGCAAGCCUGCCAAUAUCAGAGGCACAGUGAAGCCAAAGCGCAGGAAGAAACACACAACUCCUUUGUCCUAUGGGCAGCGCUUUCCAAAAGAUACUUUUAAAGGCCAGGAAGAGGCCUUGGCCCAACAGCCAGGGAGGGCCGCGCAUGCCACGGGCACAGUGGGAGCAGCAAUAGCUCUGGAGGCCAGAAAGCACCAGCUGAAUGAGUACAGGCAUAAGGGAAUGGCACUCAGCGAGAGGGGCCUCGAGAGACCUGGGGGGAUUGCUGAAGCGACAAAGGCACAGCCCCAUCCCGCGGAAAGCAACAUCAGGAUCUACAGUGAGAGCUCUCCCUCAUGGCUGAGCAGAGAGGACAUCCUAAACAUGCGCAUGCUGGCCGAUUCUCAGAUAGAGAGCAUCCAAGAAGUACCUUCUCAUAAAGCAGUCCUCGUAGCGUUUGCAAGAGGUCCCAGCCCCACAGGAACUGCUUGUCAUCAGGGACACUGUGGCAUCAUCAAAAGACCCCUCGACAUGAGUGAGGUGUUUGCCUUUCAUUUGGAUAGGAUCUUGGGUCUAAACAGGAGCUUACCUUCUGUAAGCAGGAGAUCCGAAUUCUUCCAAGAUGGUCAAGCCUGUCCCAUUACUCUCUGGGAUUCGUCACUGAGUCCAACAGAUAAUAAUACUCAUUCUUCAGUGAAAUUAACCUGGGGGCAGUAUCAGCAGCUACUGAAGCAGAAAUGCUGGCAGAAUGGUAAAGUUCCCAAAGCUGAGUGGGGCUGUACUGAAAUCCAUCAUCACGAGUGGUCCAAGAUGGCACUCUUUGAUUUUCUUCUGCAGAUCUAUAAUCGGCUAGACAGAAACUGCUGUGGAUUCAAACCUCUCAAGGAGGAUUCCUGCGUGCAGCAAGGACUGAAGCUGAAAUGUAGUGAUCAGGAUGCUGUUGACCUGACACACAUAGUUCAGAGAAGGCAUGACCGAAGGCACUUGGCCUUUAUAGACAAUAAGGGUUUCUUUGACAGAAAUGAGGACAAUCUUGACUUCAAAAUAUUACAAGGAAUCAAUGAAUUCCCUGAAUCUGCAGUUUCAGUGCUGAAGAGCCAACGUUUACGUGAGAAGUUGCUCCAAUCUUUGUUCCUUGACAAAAUAUACUGGGAGAGCCAAGGAGGCAGAAAAGGAAUUGAAAAGCUUAUUGAUGUAAUAGAAAGGAGGUCUAAAAUUUUUCUUACUUAUAUAAAUGCACAUGGAGCCAAAGUAGUGCCCAUGAAUGAAUGAAGCAGUCUGGUUUCCAUCUGACCUAUGGUCUUGAAAAAAAUUUAUAUGAGGCAAAAAUUGUCAGUAAAAUGGAUUUAAUUCAUAGGGGGUUUUUUUAUUUUUUUUUCCCCAAACUGUCAAGUUUAUUUUUAAAUAAGAAAUCUUACAUGG